UCUUUUUCAAUGCUUCGCCUUCCUGGAACUGACCCUGCUCAAGUUUUAAUUAAUCCAUUUGGAUUGCUCUACAAUGAAGUAACUGCCUCUUCGCUCAUUAAACUCAGUUUAUCCGGAGAUGUGAUAGACCAAGGCUCUACAAAUUUGGGAGUUAAUCAGGCUGCUUAUGUUCUUCAUUCAGCUAUUCAUGAGGCUAGACCAGAUGUUCAUUGUGUCAUUCAUUUGCAUACGGCCGUUGUUGCUGCUGUUAGCGCCAUGAAGUGCGGAUUAUUACCAAUUUGUCAGGAAGCUAUGAUCAUUGGCCCUGUAGCUUAUCAUGAUUAUCAGGGAAUUUUGACUGAUGAUGAGGAGAAAAAGUCAAUAGUUAGCGAUUUGGGCGAUAAAAAUGUGAUGAUACUUCGAAACCAUGGUUUUGUUGCAUGUGGUCGAACAGUGGAGGACGCUCUACAUCUGGCAUUUCAUACGAUUAUUUCAUGUGAAACUCAGAUCAGAGCUGCACGCGUUGGAAUUGACAAAUUAAUUAUACCUUCUGAUGAAGCAGUCCAAAAAGCUUAUUCUACGGCUAGAAGUGGAGGUGGUGGAGGAGUAAAUCGAAUUCAACAAAAUUUAACUGCCAACAUUUCUUGGGGUAUUGGAGAACUUGAGUGGGAAGCGUGGUGUAGGAUUUUGGACACAGCGGGAUUUUGUACUGGACACAUUUAUCGAAAUAAAUUGCUUCGUUCAACAUCACAGCCUUCCCAUCAUUCAAUGUAUAAUCUGUCAAGUAUAGCAACUCCAUCAAAUGGACCAGCAUCGCUGGGAACUAUUGAAGAAGGAACAUCAACAUCAUCAAAUUGGCGUCUUUCCUUGCUUCUUCAAAAAGAAAAAGAGAAGGCUAUUUGGUUAAAUUCGCCUUGUAAUUAUUUAAAAGUGCAACUACCAGAGACGGGAACUGAUUGUCCUCGAUUAAUUACAAGAUGGGUUGAGCAGCAAAGCGUCAGUUCCAAAAGUGGCACGCCGGUGAAGAUUAAUUCACCCUUGCAGUUUAGCCCUAGCAGUUUGGAUAUGCGGGAAUUCAGAGAAAAAAGAAGAAAAUUGAAAGAGGCUAGAAUGAGUGGAAAAGUUUCACCUGGCCCUCAGUCAUUAGUUCUUGAUGGAUUGACAUUAACGGACAUUGAAGGGGAAAAACUACGUCCAGUUUAUAUUGGCGCUGCUUCCAAAGGAAUAGUUCAAAAAGAUCAACAGAUUAAUGCACAGGUUUAUAGAAAACUUUAUUCAGCAAAUCCAUUCAAAAAUGAUGAUCAUUUUAAUAACGGAUUGGAAAAUUAUUUGAAAAAAUUUGGAGAAGGAAAAAUAAAAAAAUCACAAAGUAAUUAUUGUGGGAUGAAUGGAAAUGUUAAUGAUACACCAACAAAUAUUAUUGUCAAUUCACAGUCAGUACCAAUAACUCCUAUUCAUUCAGUUAAAGAAAAUGGUGGAGGAAGUCAGAAAAUUAUAUGCGAUAAACACUCACUAAUAAAAUCAACUGAAAGAAGUACAUCAGAUGCUGGAAUAAAUGGAAAAGGAGGAGGAGGGGAAUUUUUCAAAAAUGGAAAGAACAAUGGAACAAUUGAAGCUUCGUUUAAAAAAGAGUUAAAUGGAAAGAAGAGACGUUGGAGAGAAUUUUUUCUUUUUAGACGAAAAAAGAGCGGUUAA
Messenger RNA from Meloidogyne enterolobii, 1674 nucleotides. Lineage: Eukaryota; Metazoa; Nematoda; Chromadorea; Rhabditida; Meloidogynidae. The record is from the annotation of a GenBank genome assembly.